UGAAUUUUGUACUUGAUACAGGCAAUUGAAAUGUUGAUCUAGAAAUUCAGAUGGUUGCAUGUAUCAAAUACAGUCACCAAAUUCAAAUCUAUAUUAUUCAUCAUCUUCUGUGCUCUCGUUUCCAAAGAAUCGUUUUUGAUUUCUUCUACUAAUCCCCUCUGAUAUGCAUACCAGAAACCAUGGCUGCUGAGUUUGUGGGUGGAGCAUUUCUCUCUUCUGCUCUUCAAGUCGCUUUUGAAAAGCUGGCUUCUUCUGACGUCACUGACUACUUCCGAUCAAGAAACCUGAAAGAUGGCUUGAUCAAAGACCUUCACACCACUCUCAUCUGUGUGAAUCGAGUGCUUGAUGAUGCAGAAGCAAAGCAGUACACAAACUCCGAUGUCAAGAAGUGGCUUCAUGAGUUCAAACAUGCUGUGUAUGUGGCCGAUGACCUCUUAGAUGAGAUUGCCAUUAAGGCUAUCAGGUUGAAGUUCGAAGUUGAGAGUCAAACAGCUACCAGUAAGGUACGAGGCUUCUUCACUUCUUUUGUUAGUCCAUUUGACAAACAGAUCGAAUCUAGGAUUCAACAAGUUCUUCACGACCUGGAGAACCUUCGAAAACAAAGGGGUGAUCUAGGAUUGAAGGAAGGCUGUCGUGCUGGUAGCAAAGUUGGAGUUGGUGGGAAAGUAUCCUCUAGAUUGCCAACUACAUCUCUGGUGGCUGAUGAGUCACGCAUAUAUGGCAGAGAUGGUGAUAAAGAAGAAAUAAUUCGUCUUUUACUUGAUGAAGAUCUGAGCAGGGACCCACUAUCUGUGAUUUCUGUAGUGGGUAUGGGUGGGUCGGGGAAAACCACUCUUGCUCAAUUGGUGUACAAUGAUGGGAGGAUGAAGGAUCAAUUUCAACUCAAUGCUUGGGUGUGCGUUUCCGAAGAAUUUGAUGUUCUUGGAAUUACAAAAACAAUACUUUCUGCACUUAAAUGUCGAAUAACAGGAUAUGAAGGUCUAAAUCAGCUUCAAUUGAAACUGAAAGAGAAAUUGAUGGGGAAGAAAUUUUUGCUGGUUCUUGAUGAUGUCUGGAAUGACCAGCAAUACGAGUUGGAAUCAUUACAAGUUCCUUUUCGUUCUGGGGCUUCUGGAAGCAAGAUCCUUGUUACAACACGUGAUAAAAAGGUAGCAUCAGCCAUGGUCUCUGUUGAAGUGCAUCGCAUAGCUUUACUAAAUGAAGAAGAUGGUUGGAAGUUAUUUGAGGAACAUGCGUUCAAAAACAACGAUGCUAGCUCGUGUUCAAGUCUACAGGCAAUUGGCAAAAAAAUUGUUGAAAAGUGCGACGGGUUGCCUCUAGCCAUAAAAUCAUUGGGUGGCCUCUUGCAAACAAAAUUUUCAGAGAAAUAUUGGAAUGAAAUUCUUGAGAGUGAGAUAUGGCAGUUACCAAAGAGUAACAUAAUGCCAGCUCUACGGCUAAGCUAUGAUUAUCUUCCUUCUCAUUUGAAGAGGUGUUUUGCGUUCUGUUCUAUAUUUCCUAAAGACUUUGAAAUUGACAAGGAAUCUCUAAUCCAAAUGUGGAUGGCAGAGGAUUUGAUACGUUGCAACCAAGGAAAUAAAAGUGUGGAGGAAUUGGGGAAUGAAAUUUUGGAAGAACUAGAAUCAAGGUCAUUUGUUGAGAAAUCAAGAUUUGAUGAUGACAAAUUAAUCAUGCAUGACCUGAUAAAUGAUUUAGCGAAAUCAGUCUCCGAAGGAUUUUGUUUGAUGAUGGAGGGUGAUAAGGUGCAAAAUAAUAUUAAUGAAAGGAUACGCUACUGUUCAUUCUCAAUUUUCGUCCCCAAGUUCGAAGAAUUAUCAUUGGAACCUAUUUACGAGUGUAAGCACUUACGAUGUUUUGCUAGUCUACCACGAGAAAACGUUCUUAUUGGUGGUAAGGUUGAGGUUGAAACGUUUUCAAGAUUUAAGCACCUGCGAAUUUUGAGCUUGGAGCGAGUUUCAACUAGCACUAAAUUAAGUGAUGUUAUAAGGAAUUUAAAGCACCUUCGCUACUUAGACCUCUCUCAUAGUCAUAUUAAAAAGUUACCCGAUUCAAUCUGCACUAUGUAUAAUUUACGAACUUUGAAAUUGAUCUGGUGCAGUGAAAUUGUUGAGUUACCUGAGGAUUUGUGCAAAUUAAUCAAUUUGCAUUAUCUAGACCUUUCUCGUACUAGGAUCAGCAAGUUACCUGAUUCAAUUUGUAAGGUGCACAGUUUGCAAACGUUGAGAUUGCAAUGGUGUAAGUCUUUGGCUGAAUUGCCACCAGAUUUGCACAAUCUCAUCAAUCUUCGACAUCUUGAUUUGUUUGGGACUAAUAUAAGGGAGAUGUCAAUGAACAUUGGAAGGAUGGAACAUCUUCAAGUAUUGACAAGAUUUUGUGUGGGAAAGCAAAGCUGGUCCAAUAUUAGAGAGUUAAGAAAAUUCAAUAUUAGAGAGUCAGUCAGUCUUGAGAUUUUUGAGUUGGAUAACAUCAAUGAUCCAAUGGAUGCCGGGGUGGCCAAUGUGAAAGAGAAGAAUCACUUGAAUGAGUUAACUUUGGAAUGGAGUGGAAAAAAUGUGGAUUCACAAAAUGAAAUGUCUGUUUUGAAGGCUCUUCAACCUCAUAUCAACUUGAAACGCCUUGCUAUUAGAAACUAUGGUGGCGCAAGGUUUGCGGACUGGAUGGAUGCUCCUUAUCUACCUAAUUUAGUAUAUCUUGGGUUGAGUGCAUGUAAAUAUUGCUUUUGUUUACCACCACUUGGGCGGCUGCCCUCUCUAGAGAGGCUUGACAUUUCUCAUUUAGAAGGAAUAAAGGAGAUUGGGUCAGAUUUUUACGGGGAGAAUUUGUCAAUUGCUGCGUUUCCAUCCCUUGAACAUUUGGCAAUUGAAGAUAUGGGGGAAUUGGAAGAAUGGAAGCAUUUUGAAGGUGAAUGUUUUCCUCGCCUUAAACUCAUGUACAUAAAAAGCUGUCCGAAAUUGAGGAAAUCCCUUCCUCUAUGCCUUCCAUGCUUGGAAUAUCUACGUAUUAGAGGAUGUGAAGGCUUGGAACUUGAAUCAUUCCCUCUGAAAGAUUCCUCUUAUCCGAAACUUGAAUGGAUCACCCUUGAUGAUAUGAUCCAACUGAAGUCACUUCAUGAAGACAUGCAUGCACAGCUCCCCUAUCUUCGUGAAUUAGCUCUAAGGAGCUGUCCACAGCUGCAAUUGGUUCCUCAGAGAGGUUUUCCUUCGAGCCUUGUCUACAUUCAAAUAUAUCGUUGUCCGAAACUCAUAGCUUGUCGUAUGAGCUGGGGCUUGCACAGGCUUCAUUCUCUACAAAGCUUAGAAGUGCGUGAUCAUGAUUUUGAAAAUGCCGAGUCUUUCUUAGAAGAGCAACAUUUGCCGCCCAAUCUUGUAAUUCUUUAUCUUGUUGGAUGUUCAAAUUUGACAAAAAUAAACAACAAUGGCCUUCUCUCCCUCACAUCUCUUCGACGCUUAGAGAUUAAGGAUUGCCCAAAUCUCGAGUGCUUGCCAGAGGAAGGUUUACCCAACUCCCUUUUUGAAAUAUCUAUUAAAGGAAACAGUCCAUUACUAAAGCAGCGGUACCAAAAAGUGGGUGGACCAGGCUGGCAUAAAAUUUCUCACAUUCCAGAGGUGUAUAUAGAUUAGAUGGAAACGCAUUCCCUUAUCGACACCAAGUCUUUGGACUAUCCUGAGUUUCCUCAGCAUAUCAUGGUGCUUUUCCUGCUAGAGAUGCUGUCAAAGCUAUUAAAACAACUAAAGAAGGAAAAAGGCUUUGUGGCAAAUCCGAAUAAUUAACUUCAUUGGGUCAUGGUGAGCAUGCAGUUCUUCAUCUAAUUCUUGUCACAGUCUAUUCCUCAAACAAGAAUCUCCAUUAUGAAAUUUUAUAAGACUGAAUUUACAAUCCUUGUUGCGAACAAGAUGUGAAAAAGAGGAAAAAAGAAGGCAGUGCAAUUAUGUUUCUUGAUUCUCUUCUUUAUGUACCUUUAACUCUUUGGGUUAGUUUUUAAUGCUGGGUCCUAUAAAUAGAGGUGAUGUACACUUAUUUGAGAUAAUGAAAUGAAUGAGAACUUCUCCUUAUCUUCUCUCCCAAUUCUCUCCUUUCUUCGUCUCCCUCAUCCCAAUCUCUUGUAGUUUUCUUUUCUUCAUAAUGCUCUUGUUGGAAGUUUGAAUCUUUUACUUUCCUAUCAUCUCUUGUUGGAAGUUUGUAGUUCUUUAUUCGUCCAUCCGGGAGUUAUGAUGCAUAUGGAGUUUUUGCACCGUUGUUCCUUCUCAAUUAAAGGAAUGCUAUGCCAGAAGAUACCAAGUCUUUAGGCUAUCUUGAUGAGAUUCUUUGAAUCAUAUGCCAUCCCAUAUACUGCCAUUCCUAGUUGUAAUUUUCAUCUUCCUUGGCAUCUCAUGGUACUUCUAUAAGCAGCAUUGUUGGAUUCUACUUGUGAUGCCAGUUAUGAUACUACUCUUACUUCAAUGAUUAGUUAAGUUCACCGUUGGCUCUUCAACAUGAGAGGAAGAACUGAAGACUUAUCGUUUUCACAUCAGACAGUUGGAUUUGAAUCUGAAGUAAAGCUUCCAACCUUGUCAAUCAACGUUGCAACAAGUGAAUUACUGGCAAAGACUAAUGGCACUGAAAUUUAUGAAUUAGUUGCUCGUAAUCAAAGGCAACCCAGAAACGCUGUCAAAGCUGUUAAAAAGAAAAAGCUUUGUAGCAAAUCCCAUUAAUUAUCUUCAUCAGUCUUGUUGUAUGGUGUUGUGCUGAAUGAUCUGUUCAUUCACUGAUUUUCUAGACGUUGGAAAUGUUGACAAAUAAUAUAGGAGAAAAUCAUGUUCAAAGUCAAAGAAGAAUCAUGCUCCAUCCUGCAAUUGCCAACAGAUUUAGUGGCCCUACCUUUUGUUGUUGAUGCUACUUGUAUUGAAGCAGAGAAGUUAAACAUUGUGCCUUUAUAAUGUAGAGAGCUUGUAAAUUAUUGAUGCUAUUUCUUGUAUAGCAAUUUCUUUAAGUACUUGAAAUUAGUUAUGUUGCUUCAGCGCUACUGGGGCCAUAGAAACCUAUUGAAGGUGUCCAUUGGAGAUUAUGAUAAUGUUUGUAUAUAGAUUGGUCAUUAAGAGAUUAGAACUUUCAUGUGGUAACCAAAUUCUAUGUUCUUUUUUAAAUGGAGUUUUUGGUUAUUCUCAAAA
Molecule: messenger RNA, 5147 nt
Organism: Prosopis cineraria
Lineage: Eukaryota; Viridiplantae; Streptophyta; Magnoliopsida; Fabales; Fabaceae
Product: putative disease resistance RPP13-like protein 1
Exons: 8
Coding region: 180-3620 (1146 amino acids)
Biological process (GO): defense response to other organism
Molecular function (GO): protein binding; ADP binding
Source: RefSeq, a predicted model, not a curated record